Macadamia integrifolia is the source of this 1258-nucleotide messenger RNA. Its product is annotated as peroxisome biogenesis protein 22-like. The coding region runs from base 183 to 1001 and encodes 272 amino acids. Lineage: Eukaryota; Viridiplantae; Streptophyta; Magnoliopsida; Proteales; Proteaceae. The record is from RefSeq and is a predicted model, not a curated record. The transcript is spliced from 8 exons. Gene Ontology annotation, biological process: peroxisome organization.
ACCCGCAUACCAAUAACGUGAGCAUUUUAUUGGGGUUUCGAGUCUCUCUGCAAAACCAGUCGUUUCAGGCUUCUUUUGUUGGGGUUUCGAUUUUCUCCAAUUCAUUCGCCAGAGAAAAUUACGGUUUUUGGUCUCCACAGAAAAUAUUGUAAUUGAGAGCUUGCUUUGCAUGAAUCCUUCCUAUGUCUACACAAAUGUCGGAUUCUCUUGCGCAACAAGUAAUGAAUCUAUUGAAGAGACUGGGGAAGCAAUUCAACCGUAAGGUUGCAGAGAUUGUGCUUAUUUUGGUUAAUCACAAGAGUGCUGGGUCACUGGGAGCUCUUGCUGGAUUUGCAAUUGCCAUAAUUUUUUCAUGGAAGUUUUUGAGAUCUACUGGUAGACCACAAAGACGUCAGCAGAAACCAACAGGUCCUGCAUCUACGAGUAGUACUCGAGCAAAUGAAGAUGUUUCCUCCUAUGAAGCUCGUCGACUAGAACAGAGUGUAGAGGGUGUGGACUUAAUUGAGUUCCAGUCUCCAACAAAGCCGACACUUGGGCAAACAGUGAGAAAGAAACUAGACGGAAGCCGAAAGAUGACUUGCCAGCUUCUUGGUGUAAUUCUUGAGGAGAGAAGUCCUGAAGAGCUUCAGGAGCAUGCCACUGUGAGGCCUUCUGUGGUGGAGGUGUUGCUGGAAAUUAGUAAAUAUUGUGAUAUUUAUCUGAUGGACAGAAUUCUUGAUGAUGAAAGUGAGGAAAGAGUCCUCUCAGCUCUAGAGAAUGCUGGGCUUUUCAGAACAGGAGCUUUGAUGAAAGACAAGCUUCUUUUCUGCAGCACUGACAAUGGGCGAUCAUCUUUUGUUCGGCAAUUAGAACCAGAUUGGCACAUUGACACAAAUCCAGAUAUUAUCUCUCAACUUUCUAGAUUCAUUAGAUACCAACUUUACAUCUCACCAAUCAGAUUGAGCAUCGAAAGGUCUAAUGUGUUCUGCUCUGGAAGUUUUGAUUCCUUUUUUGUAGAAUAAAGAGAUGUGUAGAGAUUUUUAUUUAGCCCAUGGAUUGUAAAUUGUAAAACAAGAGAGAAUUUGUUUUGUUUUGUUUUUAUUUUUUUUAUUUUUAUUUUUUUUUAUUUUUAUUUUUUUUUGAGGGGGUGGGGAUUACAUUUUUCAUGGUUCUCUUUUUGGAAAUGAUGCGAUUAUACAUAUGUAAAAGGUUGUAAUUCUAAGGCCUGGCGCAUUCAUUUGACUCUCAUUCAUCCUAAUUAAUGCUCGGCUUCCCACCA